GUUGUUUUCCCUGAACUGACCCAGUGACUCAUGAAGAGCUCAGUCAUUCUCAGGAAGCAGCGAAGCUUGAGAACUCUUUCAGACGAUCAGAAGAUGCUGUUUUUAUUUGAGGUCCUCUGCGUGGCGGUCUCUGUCGGCUCUGGUCUUUCUGAUGAUCCCCGAGACGAUCCAACAUUUCGUCGGCCAAACAGGCGAUUUGAGUUACCUCGACCCUCUGUACUACCUGUGGUACCUGUAAUAGAACCUUUCAGGCCUGGACUAGAACCCGUGUAUCCUGUAAUACCUGGGCCACCUGGACCACCUGGAAAACCUGGACCAGCUGGAAAACCUGGACCAGCUGGACCACCUGGAUUUCCUGGAGCUCCUGGAUUGCGUGGAUUUCCUGGACUGUCUGGGCCAAGUGGACUACCUGGAGCACCUGGAAGAGACGGGACACCUGGAAGAGAUGGAUUACCUGGAUCACCUGGUACUGAUGGCCAUCCAGGAGAAAAUGGUCUACCGGGACGUCCUGGAAAACCAGGCCUGCCUGCCGUGUGUCAGAAAGGUGAUGUUGACUUGGAAGCCCUACUGCGAAGGAUAACCAUGCUGGAACAGGUUAUAAAAUAUGAAUUUGUUCGAAAAGUUGGAGAGAAGUACUUCGUGUCCCACAAGCAGAGGGAGUCCUUCUCCACGGCCCUCCAGUUCUGCACAGACCAAGGUCUCCAGCUGGCUUUGCCCCAGAGCGAGGAGGAGAACAACGCUCUGACUCAAGUGUUUGGGGAUGUUUACAAAGCGGUUUGGAUCAAUGUCAACAACAAAAGAGCAGAUGGGAAUUUCAUGGUUGAUAUGAGUGGCAGACCCCUGACUUUUACCAAAUGGGCAGCGGGGCAGCCGGGUGCGGCGGCCGUACGGGACACGGGCUGCACCAUGCUGUCAGAGAGCGGCCUCUGGACGGUGACGCGUGAAUGUUUCCUGAAUGCCUUCGUCGUCUGUCAGUUAUAGAUGUACGUCAGUCUUCAAGGUGAUGAUAAACCUUAUAUUGAGUCACUUUUUUUCAUGAAGAAAAGCUUUGCACCACAUUAUCAACCAUUAUAAUCAAUUGACAGGAUAUUCAAGCUUUGCAAAUGAGGUCUUUGUAUUUCUUUGGAUCUGAACUACAGCAUGGUAUUAUUGUUAUUGCAUGGUCAUGAUUAUACAUGAAUAAAAUCAAAACAGUAGUGUGUUCUGAAAGUAUAUGCCACAAUA
Messenger RNA from Salarias fasciatus (jewelled blenny), 1224 nucleotides. RefSeq names its product pulmonary surfactant-associated protein D-like. The coding region runs from base 31 to 981 and encodes 316 amino acids. The record is from RefSeq and is a predicted model, not a curated record. The transcript is spliced from 5 exons. Gene Ontology annotation, cellular component: multivesicular body. NCBI's taxonomy places the organism in Eukaryota, Metazoa, Chordata, Actinopteri, Blenniiformes, Blenniidae.